Molecule: messenger RNA, 1042 nt
Organism: Gossypium raimondii (Peruvian cotton)
Lineage: Eukaryota; Viridiplantae; Streptophyta; Magnoliopsida; Malvales; Malvaceae
Product: frataxin, mitochondrial
Exons: 5
Coding region: 59-631 (190 amino acids)
Biological process (GO): iron incorporation into metallo-sulfur cluster; intracellular iron ion homeostasis
Cellular component (GO): mitochondrion
Molecular function (GO): iron chaperone activity; ferroxidase activity; ferrous iron binding
Source: RefSeq, a predicted model, not a curated record
AGCCCAACUAGCAUUUGAGUCUUUCCUCUUUUGGACUAGCGAUUAGCAGAGUAGAUCGAUGACAAUGGCUUCCAGGUUAACCCUUCUCAGGCGAAUCUCUAAACUUCUCCUAUCUCCUUCGCUUUCGCCUUCCCCACCCCUCCGCUCUUCUCGUCUUCUUUUUCUUCUUCGAAAUGCUUCCAGGACCAACGUUUCUCCUUGGCCAUUCGCCUCUUCUAGAAGCUUCUGCUCUGACCCUCUUAAUCUCCCCCAGGAUUCUCAUGGACCUGCUCCCAUUGAUUAUCGUUCGGUUUUGCCGGAAGAUGAAUUUCAUAGAAUAGCUAAUUCUACAAUCCAUGACCUUCAAGAAAAAUUAGAGGAAUAUGGUGAUAUUGUUGACAUGGAUGGUUUCGAUGUAGAUUAUGGGAAUGAAGUAUUGACACUAAAACUUGGGGCUCUGGGCACCUAUGUGAUGAAUAAGCAGACCCCUAAUCGACAAAUUUGGUUAUCUUCACCUAUAAGUGGUCCAUCUAGAUUUGACUGGGAUCAUGAUACUCAAGCUUGGGUGUAUCGACGAACUAAAGCAAAUUUGUUCAAACUUUUGGAAAGUGAAUUGGAGCAACUAUGUGGUGAACCAGUCAAUCUUUCAUAGACUGUUGUAGAUCCUAUGAUAUACUCACAUACUUUCAAAGCUUUGAAGCUUAUUGCACACCUCUAAAGCAGUUGAUUUUCUUCAACAAACUCUCUCUCAAGAUUCUUAAACCCCCUCCUGGGAUAUAAUUUUACCAUGUGUCAACUUGAAAUUAGAACUGAUCCCCAAUAAAUUAUGGUUCAACAAACAUGUUUUUUCACCUAACUUCUCCUGUUGUAGAAACUCCUGCUGUACUUUGUUUAAAGACCAUGACCACCUCUAAAGAAAUGGCAAGGUCAUUGGCGGUUUGAUCCUGAGUUAGUGUCAGAGGAUUGUCUGUUCACCCUCGUGAUUGUACUUAUAUUGAGAACGUGGGUGUCAUUGUUUCUUGCAACAGGUUGCCAAAUAAAGUAGCCUAAGCAACUUUAUCAA